Ceratina calcarata is the source of this 1718-nucleotide messenger RNA. It is a transcript of the gene prtp, whose product is annotated as thioredoxin domain-containing protein pretaporter. The coding region runs from base 346 to 1527 and encodes 393 amino acids. Gene Ontology annotation, cellular component: endoplasmic reticulum. The record is from RefSeq and is a predicted model, not a curated record. Lineage: Eukaryota; Metazoa; Arthropoda; Insecta; Hymenoptera; Apidae. Gene Ontology annotation, molecular function: protein disulfide isomerase activity. Gene Ontology annotation, biological process: protein folding. The transcript has 4 exons.
UUUACUCAUUUGUGGGGGCGGAAUCAGCGGCUUCGAUCUAACGUGGGCGGUGUGGAUGGUGUGGAAUGGGUGGAAGGGUGGAAGUGUAAACGGGAGGAGCGAGGAAUCCAAAUAGUUGUUAAUGUUUCAAUAAUACUUUAAAAGACAAGCCUGUUGUAAUUCCAUUAACAUAGAAUCCGGUAACGCUGAAAGUACAGUGUAACAAACUCAGUACAACUUAAAGUAAUUAUUCAAUAAUAUGCUGUGCUGAACAUUUGUUAAAUAUUAUUAUUCUCGGUCAGUGAGUGAUACACGGUAUUUGUUUUUUUUAAAUAUCUUGUGAUACAUUACUUAUUGAUCGACACGAUGGCAAGCUUUGUGAAUUGUAUCAUGUUGAAGAAAUACGUUUUGUUAUUUGCAUUUAUGCUGAGUCAAGUUAAUAGCGAGGAGAACGAUCAUGUACAUAAACAUGCCACGGAGUACACGAAAGAUGAUUUUUCAGCAGAGAUACAAAAGAAGAAUCAUUUCGUCAUGUUUCAUGCUCCUUGGUGUGGUCACUGUCAAAGACUGGAACCUACCUGGGAACAAUUAGCUGAAAUGUCUAACCAAGAAGAUAACAUAAAAAUUGCUAAAGUGGAUUGUACCACGGACCAUAGUUUAUGCACAGAACACGAUGUCACUGGCUAUCCUACGCUGAAAUUUUUUAAAGCUGGGGAAGCCAAAGGCACAAAGUACAGAGGUCGAAACGAUUUGUCAUCCCUCAUUUCUUUUCUUAGUGAUCAACUGGGCACAGCAUUUGGGAGUGGGGACGUCGCAUCACUGCCGCCUGGAGCAGUGAACAGUUUAUUAGAGUUAACGACAGACACUUUUUAUAAACAUGUAUUUACUGGCUACCAUUUUAUAAAUUUCUAUGCACCUUGGUGCGGUUUCUGCAAAAAAUUAGCUCCUGUCUGGGAGGAAUUAGCCAAUAGUUUGCGCAAUAAUAAUCACGUUAGCAUUUCUCGUGUCGAUUGCAUUUCGCAUCCUAUUGUUUGCGAAAAAUUCGAAAUAGAGGGGUUUCCAACGAUGCUUUGGAUCGAGGACGGGAAGAAGGUGGACAAAUACACCGGGCAACGUACUCACGAAGAAUUGAAAGCUUACGUUUCGAAGAUGCUCGACAAAGGAGAAGACCAAGUCAAGACUGAUAAUUCGGAUAGUACGGCGCACGCAGUGCUAAGUUUGACAGGUGAAAGUUUUAAACACGGAAUCGAGAAAGGCGUUUCGUUCGUCAAGUUCUUCGCGCCUUGGUGCGGUCAUUGCAAGCGUUUGGCGCAGAUCUGGAAAGAUCUUGGGAAAAAGUUCGUGACGGACGAUAACGUGAAGAUAAUCAAAGUAGAUUGUACUUUAGACGUGAGCAAAGAGCUGUGCAACGAACAAGAAGUAGAUGGUUUUCCAACUUUGUAUUUAUAUCGCGACGGUGUCAAAGUUUCUGAAUACAUUGGUGCUCCUAUUCUGGACGAUCUCUACGAAUUUGUGAUGAAUCACGUGCAACCGCACGACGAACUAUGAUCACGUUUUUUCCACAAUUUACAAGUAAUAGCGAUUACUUAAAUCUAGAUAUUAACAUGUAACAACUUAAUUCAUAAUUAUACGUAACAAACCCCAGUGUAUCCAGGCCGUAUACAUAUAUUUUUCAAAACAAAAAUCUCUUACAAAACUUUAUAUUUUUGCGUGAAUAAAUCGUAUACUUCCAAAGCGUA